This is a messenger RNA of Nematolebias whitei (Rio pearlfish), 3712 nucleotides long. It is a transcript of the gene gas2l1, whose product is annotated as growth arrest-specific 2 like 1. Gene Ontology annotation, molecular function: cytoskeletal adaptor activity; actin filament binding; microtubule binding. The transcript is spliced from 5 exons. Gene Ontology annotation, cellular component: cytoplasm; actin filament; microtubule plus-end. The coding region runs from base 408 to 3560 and encodes 1050 amino acids. The record is from RefSeq and is a predicted model, not a curated record. NCBI's taxonomy places the organism in Eukaryota, Metazoa, Chordata, Actinopteri, Cyprinodontiformes, Rivulidae. Gene Ontology annotation, biological process: regulation of microtubule polymerization or depolymerization; actin crosslink formation; microtubule bundle formation.
ACGCCUGUCUGCAGGGGGAUGAGCUGAGCACACUGCACUGGGAGCUCCAUGGUGACAUGUGGAAACCAGUGGCUGAUCUGGUCGUCAUCGCGGGGGUGGGUUAAGGAACCGCUUGAGUUGGAGUCGCUUGGGGACCCGGCGAUGCGCCCUGUAGGAAGCCGGCUUCCGCAGACAUCCGGAAAACGCAUCCAUGCGCCACGGCCCCGCAUCUCCAUAUGCUCCUGACAGAGCAAGGCCCGGAUUCUAUUAGCUCCCGCAAAGAGGCGCACACGCAAAUCAUGGGCACGAGGGGUGCGCCAACGCGGCUUCUACGUUGUGUUUUGCGGAUGGGGCUUCGGAGCUCAGCUGCGCGAUGAGACGGUCGGUGGGAGAUCACGCAGACUUUUCUUGCUACAGAAUCUGACAACAUGGCUGAUCAGAGCAACAUCCAGUCUGCCGCCUCCAAAAGUAUCCGGCCCUUUAAAUCCAGCGAGGAAUACCUGUACGCCAUGAAGGAGGAUCUGGCCGAGUGGCUCAACACCCUGUACGAUCUGGAGAUCACCGCGGACACCUUCAUGGAUGCGCUGGGGUCGGGCUGCGCCCUGUGUCGGCACGCCAACAACGUGAACCGCACGGCGCAGGAGUUCCAGCUGGAGUACCCCGAGGCCGCGCGCCCCAUGAAGGUGCCGUCCAAAGACGUCGUCUUCCAGUCGCGCGGCGUGGUGCCCGGCUCGUUUCUGGCACGGGACAACGUGUCCAACUUCAUCGCGUGGUGCAGACAGGAGCUGUGGAUCAAGGACGUCCUCAUGUUUGAGACUAAUGACCUGGUGGAGAGAUGCAACGAGAAGAACUUCGUCCUGUGCCUGCUCGAGGUGGCGCGGCGGGGCUCCAAGUUCGGCAUGCUGGCCCCCAUGCUCAUCCAGCUGGAGGAGGAGAUCGAAGAGGAGAUCCGGGAUCAGGAGAGUCUGCGGAUCGAUGGGCAGGACCCGGGCGAGCAGAAGUCGCCCAGCAGGUGCAAUGGUCGGAAGGAGAGCUGCCAGAGCGUGCAGGAUGAAGAGGAGGAACCUGAUCCAGAGGCACACAUCUGGCCGCAGAAGAGAAUCUUAUUGGACAUGAGAAAUUUGGACGAGUUGGUGCGUGAGAUCCUGGGCCAGUGCUCCUGCCCAGCCCAGUUUCCUAUGAUUAAAGUAUCCGAAGGGAAGUACAAAGUAGGAGACUCCAGUGCUCUGAUCUUCAUCAGGGUCCUUCGGACUCAUGUGAUGGUGCGGGUCGGAGGGGGCUGGGACACACUGGAGCACUAUUUGGACAAGCAUGAUCCAUGUCGUUGUGCUGCUUUUGCUCACCGAUACCACCAGUCUAAAGCCAGUGGCCAAGGUCAGGGAGCCCAGAGCAAGUCCUCCAGUGCCCAUUCAUCUCGUUCUACCAGCCCAGGUCCACAUUGGAGAAAUGAUGGCAUCGCGCCUUACAAAACUCCUGACAGACGCUCCCUGGAGCCUCAGAGUGCUUCCUCUUCCACCCGACCAGCUCAAUCCCAAAACUCUUCUGCCCGUUCCGAGGUAGACUCUGGAGCAGCACGUACAUUGCUUCCAAAGCCCCCACGAGACCGCUCAGAGCAACGCCACUUUAAUCCUCUCAGGAAUAGGGAGGCAAAGGUGCAGAUGACAAGACGUCUUUCUGGAGACAGUGACUCUUCUACAGCUUCCUCCAAAGGAGGAGGAGGAGGAGGAAAGCGCUCACUUGGCGGUUCUUCGUGGCACUCUGGUGAAGAUGUAGUUCUACUUGUUAAUCGCAAAGAAGGGAAGCACAUGAUUGAGAGGACAGGCUCAGGCAAUCAGACUCCAUCCCAGAGACCUUCAGUGCCUCGUGCCCGGAGCAAAUCACAGGAACGUCCAUCGUUUUCUCCAACACUCAAACCGAACCUACCACCAGGGUCCCCUGAUGGAACGCCUACAUCUCGCACAGACAGGGGGCGCUCUCUGGGUUAUGAGGUCCACAGGAGGCUUCAUCCUCCUCGUUCCCACAGUCAAACUAUGUUAUCCAGGCGUACUUAUUCAAGUGAUGCCCUGAGUGGGAGCACUUCCUCCUCUAGAGAUGUGCAGCCAUCGCCAUCAGGAAGACGAGAGGACCUGGUGCCUAAACAGGCACCCCCAUCCUCUCCUAGAGGGGUUGUUGGACUUACGAAGAAGCAGUCAUCUUCAUGCUCUAAUUCCCCUAUAAAAGGAGUCCAGAGCAACAACAACAGCCCCAGUAAGAGGACUAUAACUACACCCAGACCUCCAGCCCCUCGUUCACCAUCCACAGGGAGAGCCCGGCAACUACCACCUGUCACCACUGGAGGGCGUCGCUCAACACAGCCAUCUCCUCGUAACUCUUAUAACCACGCUACCCGAUCCCCUCAGAUCUCGCAGGCUCCUUGCUCUGCUGGACGCGGCCAACCCAAAAACAUCUCUGGCAGAAAGCUUCAGGAGCCCAAAGAUGAAGGACUGUGCUUUGGAUACCAGAUACUGCCACCGUUAGACCCUGAGAAGGAACAGGACCUGUACCGCAGCUUUGAGGCUGAGUUUCUGGCCAAUACCCAGCAGGUUAAAGAAAAUGUCAUUAGUAAGGCUCCAGGAAGAGCAACCCUGCAGGUAACCGGGAUUCAUCGUGUACCUGCACUCACCGAGUCUACUGUCUCUGACUCUGCUUACUCCUCUUCUAACUCCUCCACCUCCUCCCUAAAUGUUGGUACAAAGAUUGGAACUCUGCCUGACCUCAAGGAAUCCAGAAGAACUAAUCUCCGUCACAUGCCACAGGAGGAUCCUUUAAAUGUACAUUCUGGACAAAAUCUUGGAGGUUCUCGUGAACAUUGGGGGGAGCGUAAAGAUGGCCUUAAGAAGCUCCCAGCCAUUUCGAGCUCAGUGGAGGAGAAGGAACUUCCCUCUUUUCUGUCCAGAGAAACAGACAGGUUAAUGAAUCACAUUCCCUCCCAGUCUGCUUCCCACUGUAGGAAUCUGAAUGGAGAACUUGGAAUUUGUGCUCCAACAGGGGAGCUCAUAGGUCAACAGAGUCCGCUUGACUCGAUGACUGAAAAUGUGCCCCUAGCAAAUCACCUUCCAACCUCCACUUACAUCCUAGAAAAUAAUGACCUUCUGCCUCUUAAAGGUCAAUCGCUUGCACCCCGUUCCCCCUCUGAGGACUGCCCCUUCCAGGAUUCCUCAAGUGAAAACUCUUCCACGUGUUUCAGCUUGAGCGAGUCCCGCUCCGACUCUCCACCGCCAUCUUUGCCUAUGACCAACGGGGAAAACGGGCAACAGAAUGCAAAUGACGUGGACUCGGGCUCUAAGCACAAACCUGGGAGGUUCAAGCCUCGCACUGACAACCGGCCACUAAACACCCCCUCACGUAUCCCCACGCCAUUCAGCUGCAAAAAUAUUCACACUCGUGAAACACUUUCGCCCUGCCACACACCACCGCUGUCUCCCAAGUGCUCACAUUCAUUCAAAAGCUUGCAGCAGGCCUUCACAGACCCCCCAGACAACAAGGAUUGCUCCUACCCUGCACAUAGUAGCCUGGACACUGAAGCUGUAAUACAAAACUGAUGGACGCAGCCAUUGUCAUAAACUUUGACUACUGUGUAACAAAAAAAGACUUGAGAUGAAAACUGUUAAAUACACACUUUUAAAUUAACUGUUUUCCUUGAAUGACACCAGAGGUUCACGUUGCUUUUUUGCACUCAAGCCAAAAUAUUUAU